ACCACUCUUACCCUUCAACCACACUUCUUCUUCAUCUUGUUUUUAAUUUCCGUUAAAUUUUGCAUUGAAUUUUUGUCCAGUUAUUAAAUUACAGUAAAUACAUGAAGUUUUUAUUAGAAUUCGUGACGUGUUGCACGACAACCCCUGCGAGCAGCACCUCAUGCAGGGACGACGACGAAGCUGACGGAACUCACGGCGGCGAUAGGCGUUCGGAGGAGACGCGAGCGUUGAUGACAAUUGUGUCGAGGAGAUGUAAGAGUAAACAAAAAAAGAGGGGUAGAGUAGGAGCCACGUCUGGUGCGGUGGCUGAUGAUUGGAAGCCGACUUUAACUUCUAUAUCGGAGGAUACCGUGGCGGCGCAGGCGGCGGAGAAGGCGGGGAGGGUGGUGAAAAGAAAAGGCGGCGGUGGUUGUGGUGGUCGAAGCGGGUCCCGUAAUAUUGCUAGUAUCGCUGGCUAUAAUGAAGAUAGGCGAAAUAAGUUCACGAUGAUUCCAACUUUCUCUGCAACGCCAUUUAUGAUUUAGCAGAUUUGGAUUUAUUGGAUGUAAAUAAUAUAAAUUAGUCAAAUUAUGUGCGAAUUCUCAGAGGAUUGAGUUGAAUUAAUAAUUGGAAGUUCUUAUAAAACUGCUAAUUUUUGUUCAUCCAUAACGUGUUGGUAUUUGUUAAUAUUUCUUUUUGAAUAUAAUGCGUUAUCGAUCCUUAUGUCCAUCUGUGUAUAUAAUGAUAAAUUACGUUUAGCUAA
Mercurialis annua (annual mercury) is the source of this 742-nucleotide messenger RNA. RefSeq lists its product as uncharacterized. The record is from RefSeq and is a predicted model, not a curated record. The transcript has 2 exons. Bases 102 to 524 code for a protein of 140 amino acids. NCBI's taxonomy places the organism in Eukaryota, Viridiplantae, Streptophyta, Magnoliopsida, Malpighiales, Euphorbiaceae.